This is a messenger RNA of Tetrahymena thermophila SB210, 4020 nucleotides long. RefSeq lists its product as hypothetical. Lineage: Eukaryota; Ciliophora; Oligohymenophorea; Hymenostomatida; Tetrahymenidae. The transcript has a single exon. The record is from RefSeq and is a predicted model, not a curated record.
AAAAACAGAGAUCUUCAUAAAUUCAGAAAAAUAAUUAAAAAUUAGAGUUUUUUGAUUAAUAAAUAUUAGAAAACAUAAAGGAAAAAAGUUCGUUUUUAUAGAUAAUAAAAGUAAAGGAGAAGUAUAUUAUUAGUUCUGCAAAAUAAAAUAUAUAGUUCGUUCAAUUUAGCAUAGAAAAUAAUUUCAGCAAGGAUAAAUAAAUCUAUGGGAGAUACAUACUAUUCAACUUCCUCGUCUAAGCAGUUUUUAGGGCAUUCCAACUAUGAUGAGAUGGCUGAUGGACGCCGCUCUCAUUAAAUAUUUUCAUUUAACCCAGCAAUAGGUUAAAGUAAUUAAUAACAAAGAAAUACAAUUUAGGAUAAAAGAGACAUAGAUAAAAUUAUGUAGAGAUAUUCAAACCCUUAGGGACAAGAUAAAGCAUUCUUUCAAAGCAAUAGUUUUCAACCACUAAAGAGUGGUGUUUAGAGCAACUAUGAUUAGAAUUAGACUCCAGAUUAUAAUCAAAGUAAUUAAGCUGAAGGACCAGUUAAUUUUGUUAAUAGUCAAAAUUUUGAUGACCAAGUACAAAGAAACUAAAUUGGUUAAAAAUUUUAAGUAAAUUACCCUAAUCUGUUAGAUGAUGAUACCUCUCUCAUGACUAGUCUAAAUCAAUCUAGGAAUCCAAACGAUACUUAAGUUUACAGUGGAGUGGUCAAUCCAUUUAUGAAAAAUUUCGAUAAUUCGAUGAGGACAGAUGCAGAAGAUGCUGCUAACAGUCCAAGAAAUAAUUAUGAUAAAUUUCAUUAAUUUGAAAAAUUAGACCUAAAUUAAAUUGCUGCUUCGAUGAAGUAAAGUAAUAAUGGUGAAAGAGUAACAUUUGGGUUUAAUAAUAAUCCAAAUAUUUUCGAAUUACGUCAGAGUUAGAUGAAUGCUUAAGCAAAUUAAUCACUAAAUUAGCAAGCAUAAAUUAAUUUCUCACUAGGUGGGUCAAAUGCAAUAUUAGGUAGAGAAUCUUAGCAAUCAAUUCCUUCUUAUUAGCAAGCACAAUAGCCAUAAACAAAUAUAGAAAAUUAUAAAUUUCUUAGCUCACCUGUUGGAAACGUUUCAAAUCAAAGCUCUAAUUUUGCACAAUCUGUCUCAGGUUAGUUUGGAAAUAAUUAGUAACCAGAUUUGUAUGGAGUGUAGUCAAAAAGUGAGCAAGCUAACUAUGCCACUAACAAUAAUAACGAUGAUAAUAUGAUUUUGAAAGACUUAAAUAACGAUGACUGUGAUAAUAACAUAUUUGGAAGUGAUGAUGAUUUAACCAAAUAAGAAGAAUAAGAGCAAAGAGUUAAUUAAAUGCACGCAGAAAUAAGCGUUUUAAACGAUCAAGUUCAUAAAAUGCUUAAGAUGUAUAAAAAUUAACUUGACUAGUAAAAAGAUAAAAAAUAGGUUAAAUAAAAAGUCAAAUAAGAUGCGUCUCUGUUAUCAAAAAAUUAUAGAGAAAUAAUUAAUAAAUUUGAUGAUUUAAGCUGCAACGAUGAUGUUUCAUAGAUUUCGAUAAACUCAAAAAGUAACAUGAGUAGUUUCGCUGGAUAUUCUUUGCUGAGAGGUAAUACAAAAAAAGAAAAAGAAAUAAAUGUUAUGAUGAAUUUAGUUGAGUAAUUUUUAUGCAAAUUUGAUGACGAUUUCUAAAAUUAAUCAAUUAUUAGAUAAGCUCAAAAUUAAAACUAACCUAGCUAAAACUCUGUAAAAAUAUAAUAACAACAAUAAGAUGAAAAGUAUCAACAAAUACUCAGGAACUAAAAUCAAUCAAACAUUUAUAGCGAUAUAGAAAAAAUGUCUAUGAAAUAAUAGCAACAACAAAAGCAACCAAUGCUCGCACAGCAAUAUUAACUGUAAAAUUAAUAAGCCGAAAAAUAGCAACAACAACAACAACAACAAUAAUAAUAGUAGUAGUAGUAGUAGGUUUAUCCAUAAUAACAACAAUAGCAGACAUACUAAUAAAAAUAAUAAGAUAAUUAGAAAUUGAAACAAGAUUAUUAAUUACCACAGUAAAUCCAAUAUUAAUAAUAAUAACAAUCCCAACCAGCAAUCAAUCUUAUAGUUACUCCACCUCCUAAUAAUCUAGGAUUUGAUAAUAAAAAUUUUCUAAGUUCACCAUAAAAUCAUUUUGAAUAAAGAUUUACUGUAGACGGGAGAAUGAAUGUUUAGCCUUCUUCAACCCAUAACUCGCCCUAAAUUUCAUAGAUUGCUGAAAAGAGAAAUACUUAUGAUGCCAAGAUAACUGUCUAGUAAGGAUAAACUCUUAAUUCUCCAGCAAAUUAAAAUAUCGGUAAUCAAAUUUAGUAAUAAGAUUUGAAUUGCAUGUAUUCUAAGUUACCUCCUGGAAUUAUGUCUAACUAAUCUUCAUCUCAUAGCACAAGUAGUACUGUAACCUCAACUUAAUAAGGUAUUAAUUUGGACCUGGACAAAAUUCUAUAAGUACAUAAAAAGGAUCAUACAGACAAUCCUUUCAAUUCAACAAUUUAAUCUCCUAAUUCAUCUAUUUAAUAAACAAAUACUCCAACAAAUGUCUAUGAUUAGCAAUUCUUUACUUCAAAUAAUAACAAAAAUUACUUGUUACCCAACAUCUAAGUUUAAUAGCAAACUGAAAUUGAAGACAGUGUUAAAAGAGCUUAACUACCAGGUCUUAGGCAAGUUUCUAGUGCUUAGCCUUAAUUAGGAUAGAUUAACUAAUUAAACAUUCAAAAUUAAGCAAAUGUUCUGAACCCAAAUACUGCACAUAUAUAUUCUUAGUCAACUAGAACAAGUGGUAUCAACUAAUUCAAUUUGAAUACUAUUUCUCCUUAAACCUUAACAAACUACAGUAAUCCUUAAACUCCUUCUAACAUAAUAACUCCUUAAGCUCCAACAAAUAAUGCUUCAAGUGAAAUAUAAUUUACAAAUUUCAAUUUUAAAAAUAACACUUUGUCUCCUCCAUAACAAACAUUCAAUUUUAAUCCUUAAGGAGGAAGUUAUUCUAAUCCUGCUAGUCUGACCCAUAUACCUGCUUUUUCAAAAUCUCCUUCGUUAAAUCCACCUGGAUCUUCUGGAUAAAUUCCAGCAGAAACUCAAAAGACAACAUCACAAACAAGUACUACUACUACUAAUACCUAAAAUAACCCUAAAGAAAAUAAUAUAUUUGAUAUUCAUGAAUAGCUAGAUUUAUAUUGUACUAAUUGUGAUUAGUAUUUUAAAGUUGGUAUUUACUUUGAUCAUGUAAAGAUUUGUGACAAAGAUCACAAUCACAAAAUGAACUAAGCACUUGAUGAUACAUUUUACAGCUUAGAGCAAUCGACUGCAAUAAUGAAUAAAUUAGAUAACAAAAUUGAUAAAAUAAGCAGAAAUAUUUCGAAUGCUUUGUAAUUACAGAAAUUACCUCAAACAAGAGAUAUCCUCUCUGAAACAAUCAGAGAUUUAGCAGAAACUCUUAAAUCUGAGAAUCCACAAACAGUAAAAAAGAUUAUAAAGAAAAUAGAGUAAAAUACAAGAUCAAUGGAUGCACAAAGUGGAAAUUUACCCCAGUCAUCUUCUUACAAACUUUAUUUAUAUUUGAAAAGAGUCACAAAUAUUUUGAGAGAGAAAGAAACCGCCCUAGAAUAAUCAGCAAUGUUAAAAGAAAUUUCUAUGGUAUAUGCACCUAAGCAACCAGUUAUCAAUGAUAUCAAAACUAAUAACAAUAAUAAUAAUAACAAUUUAACAACUAAUAUACAUCCAACUACAGCUUAAUUAUAGUAGCAACAAUAACAGAAUUUCUAUGCUCCUCGUUUCAGUUAUCAGCCAAAUUCCACUCAAUAAAUGACUUUUAAUACCAACUUUGCAAGAAAUACUGUUUCUACAAACUCAGAUCUUGAAAAGAAAAGUAAAUUCUAUGACUUGGCAGGAGAAAUAAAAAAUAAAUUACCUCCAAACCAUUUUGGAACUUCUUUCCUUAUUUCUGAGCUGUACGAAGAAGCAAAAUAGAUCCCAGAUAAUUAAUGGUAACAAUUCCUACUAAAUAAAUUUAAAAUGACUAGUUGA